This is a messenger RNA of Lentinula edodes (shiitake mushroom), 459 nucleotides long. RefSeq lists its product as uncharacterized. The transcript is spliced from 4 exons. Bases 1 to 459 code for a protein of 152 amino acids. NCBI's taxonomy places the organism in Eukaryota, Fungi, Basidiomycota, Agaricomycetes, Agaricales, Omphalotaceae. The record is from RefSeq and is a predicted model, not a curated record.
AUGACCACCCUACGAUCCGCUAAACAACUGCGAGCUCUGUACGUUUCGCGAAGAGCACGCGGCGUAUCGUUAGCAGAUGGGCCAGGAUUUUUGUAUGCCUUUGUCGAAUACGGUCAUCACUGGAAAAUUGGGAUGACCGAUAAUUACGAUCGGCGGAAAGCUGAAUGGGAUCAAUCUCUAGCCCACAUUCUAUUAGAGUCGAAGUGUUUCCAAAGACCUCGCAUUUGGUGCACACAAUGCGUCACAUCGAAAAAUUCAUAUUCUUUGGAAAACGGAGACGCGUUUGGCGAAGGAAGAUUCGGCCAGUGCUUGUGCACGCUGCAUUUUUGUAAAGCUCUCAAAUCGCCCGCAUGGUUCAAAUAUCAAGAUAUGAACACUGAAGAUCUCAUGGGCAGCUUCAGAUCGUUGGUUCAAGACCUUACUCAAUCAAAUUCAUUGUUGCUCCUGUAUAUAUUGUAG